UUCGUCAGUCGGACCCACAUGUAGUUUCCUCGUUCUUUCUAAAAUUCAUCUUUAAAUAGUAAUUUGUUGUGAAGAAAACUUCCAUUGAAGAUACUCAUGGAUAGAUCAGUUCAUCUUCUCAUUCUUCUGCUUUGUUUUGUAUGCACUGAAACUAUCCAGUUCUGUUCUUGCAGGGGAGAUUCGAUAGCAUUUUUCAAAGAAAAUGAGAGGCAAGCCCUUCUAAAGUUCAAAGAAGGUCUCACAGAUCCCACCAACUUGCUAUCUUCAUGGGUGGGUCAUGAUUGUAGCAAAUGGAGAGGAAUAAUCUGCAACAACAGAACGGGGCACGUCGUCAAGCUCGACCUCCGAAACCGACGUCCAUUCAACAUCGAUGAUUACAAGAGGUGGUCUUUGGGCGGUGAGAUACUUCCUUCUUUGCUCGAGUUGAGACAUUUGAACUACCUAGACUUGAGCAUGAACAAUUUCAGAGGGAUCAGCAUCCCAGACUGGAUAGGUUCAUUUAAGAAACUGAAAUAUCUUAACCUGUCAAGGUCGGGUUUUGGUAGAACAAUCCCUCAUCAUCUUGGUAAUUUGUCAAGCUUGCAUUUUCUUGAUCUCAAUAACGACCUUGGUGUGUAUUCACAAUAUCUUCUUCUUCCUGAAUUGGAUGCUAACAAUCUUCAAUGGCUCUCGCUUCUUUCUUCCCUGCGAUUCCUUGACAUGGGACGAGUGAACCUUCGUAUGGCAACUGAUUGGCUACAAGUAACCAAUACACUUCCUUUGUUGGAAGAGUUACGGUUAGCCCGUUGCCAACUUCCCAACGUUCCUGUUUCCCUUCCACAUGUUAAUUUUACUCGUCUUUCCUUUCUCGAUCUUUCUUCAAACUCCAUCGGCUCAAAGAUGCCUGCUUGGUUGUUUAAUUUGAGCAGUCUUCUUUUUCUUGAUCUUGGAGGAAACAGUAUUCAUGCUCCCAUCCCUAAUGCUCUUGGAAAUCUUUGUACUCUGCACACCUUGGAUUUGUCCUGGAACUUUCUCGAUGGAGAAAUAACUCAGCUUGCCAAAAGUUUCAGUUGUUUAAUUUGA
Messenger RNA from Magnolia sinica, 1062 nucleotides. RefSeq names its product receptor-like protein EIX2. Gene Ontology annotation, molecular function: protein binding. The coding region runs from base 97 to 1062 and encodes 321 amino acids. The record is from RefSeq and is a predicted model, not a curated record. The transcript has a single exon. NCBI's taxonomy places the organism in Eukaryota, Viridiplantae, Streptophyta, Magnoliopsida, Magnoliales, Magnoliaceae.